AAAAAAAAAAAAAACUCAAACACCACACCACGCCCCACCUCCCAACAAAAAACCCAAUCACACACAACACUUCACCGCCAUCAUUUUCUCUCUCUAAAAAAUAACUUUCUAUCUCUAGAAAUCUCCAAAACCCUAGGGCUAGGGUUUCAAUCACAUUCCAUCUCUUUCUCUCUGGAUCCAGAACCUAUGGCGGAGGAACCAGCAUCACCGUCGCUAUCAUCGGCGGCGCCGCUAGGAUCAUCGGUGAUACCGAUAGUUAACAAGUUACAAGAUAUAUUUGCUCAGUUAGGUAGUCAAUCGACGAUUGAGUUACCGCAAGUGGCAGUUGUAGGCAGUCAAAGCAGUGGUAAAUCGAGUGUUUUAGAAGCACUUGUUGGGAGAGAUUUCUUGCCACGUGGAAACGAGAUUUGUACUCGGCGACCGCUGGUUUUGCAGUUAUUGCAGACUAAAAGGAAAGGUGACGGUAGUGGUGAAGAUGAGUGGGGAGAGUUUCUGCAUUUGCCUGGGAAACGGUUUUAUGACUUUUCCGAGAUCCGGAGCGAAAUUCAGGCUGAGACUGCUAAGGAAGCAGGAGGCAACAAAGGUGUCUCUGACAAGCAAAUUCGUUUGAAGAUUUUUUCACCAAAUGUUCUUGAUAUUACACUUGUUGAUCUACCUGGUAUAACAAAGGUUCCUGUGGGUGAUCAACCCUCCGAUAUUGAAGCACGAAUUAGAACUAUGAUCAUGUCAUAUAUUAAAAAACCAAGCUGUCUGAUUCUAGCUGUUACAGCAGCAAAUUCAGAUUUAGCAAACUCAGAUGCUCUUCAGAUUGCAGGAAAUGCAGAUCCUGAUGGUUAUAGAACCAUUGGAAUAAUCACGAAGUUGGACAUUAUGGACAGAGGCACUGAUGCUCGUAAUCUUUUGCUUGGAAAAGUGAUUCCCCUUAGACUUGGUUAUGUUGGUGUUGUGAAUCGUAGUCAAGAGGAUAUCAUACUCAAUCGGAGCAUCAAGGAUGCACUUGCUGCGGAGGAGAAGUUCUUCCGUAGUCGUCCAGUAUAUAAUGGUCUAGCUGAUCGCUGUGGCGUUCCUCAGCUGGCGAAGAAGCUGAAUCAGAUUCUAGUGCAGCAUAUAAAAUCAAUACUUCCAGGGCUGAAAUCACGCAUAAGUUCUGCUUUGGUUUCUGUAGCAAAAGAACAUGCAAGCUAUGGAGAAAUUACGGAAUCAAAGGCUGGACAAGGAACUCUUAUUCUGAACAUUCUUUCAAAAUAUUCUGAAGCAUUUUCUUCAAUGAUAGAGGGCAAAAAUGAAGAAAUGUCAACAUCUGAGCUUGCCGGAGGAGCACGAAUUCACUAUAUUUUUCAAUCAAUCUUUGUGAAGAGUUUAGAGGAGGUCGAUCCUUGUGAGGACUUGACUGAUGGUGACAUUCAAACUAUCAUUCAGAAUGCCACUGGUCCUAGAACUCCACUGUUUGUACCAGAGGUGCCAUUUGAAGUUCUAAUCAGGAAGCAAAUAGCUCGUUUAUUAGAUCCAAGCCUUCAGUGUGCCAGGUUUAUAUACAAUGAAUUAAUAAAGAUUAGCCAUCACUGUCUAGUGAAUGAACUUCAGCGGUUUCCUGUUCUAAGAAAGCGCAUGGAUGAAGUUAUUGGAAACUUUUUGCGAGAUGGUCUUGAACCAUCAGAGACAAUGAUUGGACAUAUUAUUGAAAUGGAGAUGGACUACAUAAAUACUUCCCACCCAAAUUUUGUUGGUGGGAGUAAGGCUGUGGAGAUUGCACAGCAGCAGAUCAAGUCGUCAAAGGGUUCUCUUGCUAUGCCCAGGCAAAAGGAUGGCAUAGAGCUUGAAAAGGCACCUGCUUCUGAAAGGAGUAUGAAGACUCGUGGUAUUCUGGCCAGACAAGUAAAUGGGAUCGUGCCUGAUCAGGGAGUACGUCCGGUGGCAGAAGUUGAAAAGGUCCCACCUGCUGGCAAUACAAAUGUUUCAAGUUGGGGUAUCUCAUCAAUAUUUGGUGGAGGUGAUCAUUCUCGAAUGUAUGCUAAAGAAAAUUCAACAAGCAAGUCAUACAACGAACCUGCUCAGAGCAUAGAACCCUUGGAACAAAGCUUGUCUCUGAUUCAUUUAAGAGAGCCCCCAACUGUCUUGAGGCCUUCAGAAAACCAUUCAGAGCAUGAGUCUAUAGAAAUUGCAGUCACAAAAUUGCUGUUGAGAUCAUACUAUGACAUUGUUCGGAAAAAUAUUGAGGACUCCAUACCAAAAGCAAUUAUGCACUUUCUGGUAAACCAUACAAAGCGUGAACUGCACAAUGUCUUCAUUAGAAAACUUUACAGGGAGAAUUUGUUUGAGGAGAUGUUGCAGGAACCUGAUGAGAUAGCAAUGAAGAGAAAGCAGACACGAGAACAACUUAGAGUUCUCCAACAGGCAUUUAGGACAUUGGAUGAAUUGCCAUUGGAAGCUGAAACUGUUGAAAGAGGAUACAGUUUGAGCUCUGAUUCCACAGGAUUGCCAAAGAUCCAUGGACUGCCAACAUCAACAAUGUAUAGCAGUGGUUCCAGUGAUUCCUACACAGCUUCUCCUAAGAACCCGAAGUCCCGGAAGUCAUCCCACUCAGGGGAGCUACAGCCACAUCUAUAUGCUGAUUCUAAUGGAAGUGGACAUGCUUACAUGCCAGGUGUUGAGUGUCUUUAUAAAACUUUGAAGGAGCACUGAGAGUGCCCUGUGGUGCUGGAAUUCUCUAGGGAUUUGAUGUUGAUAGCUGCUUCCUUGUUGCCUCAUUUUCCUCGGAUUUUUUCCCAGAUUUGGAAAGAUAAUUGUGUUAAUAGUGAAAUUUUUUGAAUUUGCAA
This is a messenger RNA of Populus trichocarpa (black cottonwood), 2816 nucleotides long. Its product is annotated as dynamin-related protein 3A. Gene Ontology annotation, cellular component: peroxisome; cytoplasm; mitochondrion. The coding region runs from base 187 to 2682 and encodes 831 amino acids. The transcript is spliced from 21 exons. Gene Ontology annotation, molecular function: GTPase activity; microtubule binding; GTP binding. Lineage: Eukaryota; Viridiplantae; Streptophyta; Magnoliopsida; Malpighiales; Salicaceae. Gene Ontology annotation, biological process: peroxisome fission; mitochondrial fission. The record is from RefSeq and is a predicted model, not a curated record.